AUGACGAAGUCAGAGCAGAAGAAGGCCGUGCAGUUCACUCGCAUGUGCAAGUUCUGGCGGACGAACGAGUGCAAGAUGGGGGCAGACUGCACUUUCGCCCACGCUUCGUCGGAGUUGCGGCCGAGCCCAAAGCCAUGCUUCGAGUUCUCCAAGACCGGCUCUUGCAAACGUGGACGGGCAUGCAGAUUCGUUCAUUCCGCGGAUGGAGUGAAGAGCAGGAACGCCAAGGAUCCUCCAGCUCAGGCAAGCAGCGAAGCUUGUUCUACUGAGCCGCUCAUUCGGCCAGUGGGCCCGUCGGAAGUCAUACAGUGCACCAGUGCAAGUGUGACAGGUGGAGAACUUUUCGACAUGCCACGACUCGGCCAGCUUUUUCCGCCAAGGGAAUCCGAUUUUAUGUCGGGGCCGAGUCCGCAGGGGCUGCUGCAGAACCUCAACAGCCUCGGCAUGCGAGACAUUGAAGCAUUUGCACGUGAGGCCCGUAUUGCCCGGAGAUCCCAGAAUCCGACAUUUUCUGAUCUUCGCCAGACGGCUGCAGAGAUGAGAUCCAGCCUGAGCGAAAGUCCUGAAGUUUUGGCUGUGGAGCCUCGGUUCCCACUGCCUUCGCCAUCCCUGGGGAGCUCGCAGCCUUCACACCUUCGGCAUCUUCCAACCGAUGCUUCGCGGCCCUCCAACCGAAAGUCGUUCUGGCUUUGA
This is a messenger RNA of Symbiodinium natans, 693 nucleotides long. The record is from the annotation of a GenBank genome assembly. Lineage: Eukaryota; Dinophyceae; Suessiales; Symbiodiniaceae.